AUGUCAAAAGAUAAACGGAGCCGUGAUAUGGUCCACGCGAUAGACAAGGACGUUCGUUCGGGUAAAAGAGAAAUGAAUCGAAGUCAAAUGGAACUUCAAAGGCAGGAAAAGUCACUCAUAUCAGAGAUCAAAAAAUAUGCUCAUCAAGGAGACAAGGCAAUGUGCGCUCGAUUGGCGCAGCAACUGAUCUCUGUUCGUAAACACAUGGCUCAAAACACACAAAUGUCGGUGCAAAUGUCACAGGUCGGUUGUCAAGCGCGAAUGUGUGCAGCACAACAACGUCUAGUCAAUAUAAGCGCGAAUACUAGCAAAACCUUGGCAGCGGUGAAUAAAGUGAGUACGCUUAUGCAGAAUGCCCUUUUCCUGAUGUAUCUGUAG
Messenger RNA from Echinostoma caproni, 378 nucleotides. The record is from the annotation of a GenBank genome assembly. Lineage: Eukaryota; Metazoa; Platyhelminthes; Trematoda; Plagiorchiida; Echinostomatidae.